Dermacentor andersoni is the source of this 1047-nucleotide messenger RNA. Its product is annotated as MKI67 FHA domain-interacting nucleolar phosphoprotein-like. The record is from RefSeq and is a predicted model, not a curated record. NCBI's taxonomy places the organism in Eukaryota, Metazoa, Arthropoda, Arachnida, Ixodida, Ixodidae. Gene Ontology annotation, molecular function: RNA binding.
ACGCUAGCACAAUUAUUUCUUUUUGUCGUUGUUUGGCAGCGUGGUGUGCGCGUCUCUUCGAAAAGAUGGCUAAGAAAAAGGUGAUUUCGAAGAAAAAUGAGCAUGGAAAGCCCGGACAGGAACCGCAGAAGGAGCAGAGGCGUGGCGUCAUCUACAUCAAACACAUCCCGCACGGGUUUUACGAAGAAGAAAUGAAGAAGUAUUUCUCACAGUUCGGUACGGUAACUAACCUGAGGCUAUCACGAAGUGGGAAGACUGGUGGCAGCCGUGGCUAUGCUUUUAUUGAGUUUCUGUCUGAAGAUGUUGCCAAGAUUGUUGCUGACACCAUGGAUGGUUAUCUCUUCUUCAACAAGAUAAUGAAAUGCAGCGUGGUACCUAGGGAGCAUGUGCACGAGGGCCUGUUCCGGCACUUCCGCUACCCGUUCCCGCUGCGCAAGGAGGUGGUGCGCACCGUCCACAACCGCCGUCGCACGGCUGAAUCCGAGAAGCGCAGUGCCCAUCGCCGCUUGGCCACCUUGGAGCGGACUAGGGCUCAGCUGCGCAAGAUGGGAGUUCGCUGUGACUUUGUCCCUGAGGUUCCCACUGAGCUCUUAGAGCCACUGGACUCCAAGGACACAAGCAAAGCUAGUGUGACCACUGACUCGGGUUUGCCAUCCUUUGUGGUCGACUCGAGCGAUGACAGCAUCACCUUCAAGACUCCACCUGGCACACGCAAGAAACGCAAGGUAAAACCCAGCAAACCAGCCACUACCCUUGUGGAUGUGACGCCUGGCAGGCAGGCUACGUCGCCCAAGAAGUCUGCCAAGCUGCUCACCUCGCCAGGAUCCAAGACGCGGCGUCGGGGUCCCAUUGUUUCCACCCCUCAGGCUGUCUCUCCCAAGGUUGGGUUGACAAAGGCUCCCGUACUGAAGACAACACCAGUCUCAAAAAGGAAACGCAAAGCCACGACUGCCAAGACAUAAAUAUUUUCCUUUCUAGGAAACAGCUGUCUAAACUUAAAAGGAUUAGUAAAGAAGGAAGAAAAAAGCGAAAGAUGCUAACUUCUAA